AUGAGUUCAACCAGUGCCUUUAUGCUUUGGAACUUGAUGACCUUAGGUAUACAGGGUGUUAUUUCACUUGGGCCAAUAAGUAGGACCCCUCUCAUGGAAGAUGGGUCUCUCUCCCAUGAUAGUAAGGAUAUUAAAGCCAGCUUUGCUAGUUUCUACUCUAAUUUGCUAGGUACUGCUCACCCUACUUCCUACCAUGGGCUCUCUAGGAUUCAACAGGUUGUCAGACUGAGACUAGCUGAUAGUCAAAAGUUGGCCAUGAUUGCUGAAGUCACAGACAUUGAAAUAAGAGACAUUUUCUGGUCUCUUAAUCCCUCAAAAGCUCUUGGUCCUGAUGGCUAUAAUGCUGGUUUUUUUAGGAAUGCUUGGCAUAUCAUUGGUCAUGAAGUCACUGCAGCUAUGAAAUCAUUCUUUAGGUCUCAUCAACUACUCAGAAAAAUUCUUGCUAGAAGAAUACAGCUAGCCCUCCCUAAUUUAAUUGAUCCUGUGCAAUCAGGCUUUGUUAAAGGGAGAAGGAUUUGUGACAAUAUUUUUCUAACCCAAGAACUCAUGAGAGGUUACCACGAAUCAUCCAACUCCCCUAGAUGUGCCAUGAAUGUGGAUAUCAUGAAAGCCUAUGACAAUGGUUGUGUCACCACUGCUAAUUACUCGAUCAGUAUUAAUGGUAAAGUCACUGGGUACAUCCUUGGGAAAAGAGGACUAAGGCAUGGGGAUCCUCUGUCCUCUUACCUAUUUGUCAUUGUUAUGGAGGUACUCACUUGUUUCCUGAGGGGAAAAUCCCUCCUACCUGAUUUCCACUUCCACUACAGACGUGGUAAUACCAAAAUUAUCAGUCUCUACUUUGCUGAUGAUCUAAUGAUUUUUUGCAAAGGAGAUCUAACCUUAGUCAAACACAUUCAUGAUGCUCUCAUUGAGUUCUAG
Molecule: messenger RNA, 918 nt
Organism: Rhododendron vialii
Lineage: Eukaryota; Viridiplantae; Streptophyta; Magnoliopsida; Ericales; Ericaceae
Exons: 3
Coding region: 1-918 (305 amino acids)
Source: RefSeq, a predicted model, not a curated record